Messenger RNA from Cyclocybe aegerita, 813 nucleotides. The record is from the annotation of a GenBank genome assembly. Lineage: Eukaryota; Fungi; Basidiomycota; Agaricomycetes; Agaricales; Hemipholiotaceae.
AUGUCGGGCAUCACAUUCUUCGUCACUUGCGAGGCGCCGAAGACCCGGGGGUGUCUCCUAGUGUCUCCUAGUGUCAAGAUUGGAAUUGACCCGUGUGGUUGGUGUGGACAAGACCCUGAUGUGGCGGGUUGCAAAACGAGCCUCAUUCGCACCGAGAAAGACUCGCUCUCCGUGGAGUCUAACUGCUUAUAUUUCUAUUCAAAGAUGCGAUACUCUGAUGCAGCAAAUUUUUCGGAGUCCUCACCCUGCAACAACGUCCCUUUACACUGUCCAUUGUGCCCAAGGGAGAUGAAUGGGCAACACACUACAUUUUGGAAGUACAACUUCACUCACCACAUCACCACCUACCAUCUCACAGAUUCUGGUCAAUUUCCUCCCUUCCCGAGAGAGUUCCGCAUAAACACACACAUCAGUAUGGACGAGGAACAGCAAAUUGGCAUUCACCGAGUUGCCACGGAGAAGUACAGAACUGAUAAUGCGAUUCCGAACAGCGACGGCCUCAUGGAGCCCGAGAACUAUGGGCACGAAGACUCGGACUCAGAGGCAGACGAAGCACAGAGAAAACGGGCCGCCUCCUGCGUCUCGCAAUCAAGCGUCGAGCCUGUCCAGAAACCCAUCCCCAUCCAAAAGCCAACGUUUACAUGCACAUGUACGAUAGCUUUCACCUCGUCCCACCAAUGGCGAUGUUAUCUUGUCGAGCGAUCGCACGUUGACGUCAUGUACCUGCCCUUUUUGGUGAGGGACCCCGUAACCAGUGGUGGAACAUGCCGUGGGAGGUUGGUGUCUCGGAUUUUUUUACCGAACACCGCCUGA